AAUGGCCAGCGCCUCCAGUACAACCCCCAUAUCAAACGAAGAACGAAGAUGGGUUGUCAUUGGUGUAUGUUUGACCAAAGUGCUCACUCCUGCAUUGAGAAAUGUUCUUGCAACCGAAAUGCCAAAGUGGCAUCAAGUUUUAUGUCAACCACCGACCGAAAUCGACAAACAAGUUUCUGUUGGACACCAGAAAAAGUUACACCCGUCAACUUUGAACCUCAACUAUAAAAGUAUCAACAACAAUGAUGCCCUUAGAUCACCUAGUGCAUUUGAUUAUGCAGUUAAGGAUCCAUUGUCUUUGGCAAAGUUGUUUGUUAAACCAUUCAUGUCCAAGUUCACUGGCUUUGACGUAACAAUGGAUACAUCUGCAGUCUUAUCAGUGAUUUGUGAAGCUGCCCCAUUUGUAGGAGCUGCUGCUCAUGCAAAGACAGUUCGAUCAGAUAUCAGAAACGAGUGGGCACAUUGCAACUUUGCAGAAUGGACGGAACCAAAUUUUUUUGAUGCUUUUCAAAAUAUGGAAACUUUACUGAAGAAUGUGAAUUUGUCACCUAAUGAUGAACAGAAAUUGUGUGAUGAACUCAACAGCUGGAAAAGUAAAGGUAAUGAAAUUUUAUGCCCACAGACAUGGGAGUAUUCUACAGUAGAUGUUGAGUAUUUCGGACUGUAUCCAAGUGGAUACUAUAACAUUUGUCUCGAGCAUUCAACUUUGGAUUCAGCAUCCCAGAUUUGCUUUUGAAUAGUUUACCAAAGCAGAGUAAAAUAUAUUAUCCAUUGUGAAUCUGACUGAUCAAAUGAUGCUUCUCAAUUUUCACAGCCUCACUCGUCCACAGGCGCAAUACAAAAUGUUUACAUGAAUUAUUUUCAUGGCGUUUAUAGUCACAAUUUGUUUACAUACACCCAUUGCUCUUUGCGCGCUUGUAAGCACCUCCAGAAUGCUUCAUAUAUUUGUUAUACUGUAUAGUACCUGAGGACGAGGCAGCAGUUUCUCAGCAUUCUACAAGGAUUCGGACGGAAACAUGUACUAAUUUUUGAUCCAGGCCAAAAAAAGUAAAUUUCCGUAAAGAACUAAUUAAAAUUAGUAAGAUUGCAAAAUUUGGUUACGAAAUGUUGUAAGAUACGGAAAAUACUGUAUAGCCUUGCGAAGUUUGCAUAUUUUGUAUAUGUUUGUAUUACGUGCGGAAACGUUACCAUUUUGAGCCCAUACAAACAUAUACAAAAUUUGCAAACUUUGCAUGCAAGGCUACAUUUUGCAAGAUUUAUAUCAUUUCGCAACCAAAUUUUGCAAUUUUACUAAUUUCAUUAUGAUGUUUGCGAUGUUACUCUGAGUUUAUAUCCACACCGGGCAAACCUACGACCUUUGGAAUACUAGCCCAAUGCUCUGCCAACUGAGCUACGUGGUCAGGUCGGUUCGAGUAUGUGAUAUGUCAGAACUGAGUCUAGUAAAUUAAUUUCAUCAAUAUCAAUGUAAUCUAAUAAUUGAUUAUUUGAUUACAUUGAUUAUAAUCAUGAUUAUUAGAUUACAUUGAUUAUGAUCAUGAUUGUUAAAUUACAUUGAUAUCGAUGGAACUAGACUCAGUUCUGAAAUAUCACAUACUCGAACCGACCUGACCGCGUAGCUAGCUCAGUUGGAAGAGCGUUGGGCUAGUAUUCCAAAGGUCGUAGGUUCGAUUCCCACCGUGGCCAGGCAUGUUUUUCAAGCUUGCCCGGUGUGGAUAUACACUCAGAGUAACAUCACAAACAUCAUAUUCACCUGAGUGCACAACACCAACAAAGCAAAUCAUAAUUUCAUUAUGUUCUUUUUAGCUGUGGUGUUUGAUUCCCUUUCUUUACUUAGAUUAAAAUUUAGUCUAACAUGAAAGUUGUCCAUUAUUAAGGUGGUGUUGGGAGCUACUCCAAGUGUCGUACCAUACCGGACAAGUAGAGAAAACUGCAGUACCAAUGGCUCGGCUGGGAUUCGAACUCACGACCAUUGGUUUACUAGUCCGAUACUCUGCCGACUGAGUUACAGGUCAUUUCAAGGGUGUUUGAUAUUUCAAAACUGGGUUUAGUUUCUUCGAUAUCGAGACAUUUACUCAUGUGGGUAUUAAGAUGGUGUCGGGAGUUUCGAAAUAUCAAAAACCCUUAGAAUACAAUCUUUCAACAACCUGUUCCCAACUUGACCAGUACCUCGCCUCAGUCGGUAGAGCAUCGGACUAGUAAACCGAAGGUCGUGGGUUCGAUUCUCAGCCGGGCCAAAUAGAGUUUUCGUCUAAUUGUCCAGUAUGGUUCGUCACUCGGAGUUAGCUCCCAGCACCAGCUUUAAUACCCACUCGUCGGAGAUCACUAUAUUCCACAACAGUUGAUACAUUGCCAUUCUUCAAAAGUUUUGAAUGCUUAAAUCUUUCACAACAUUUUUAAAAUACAUUUUUUGCAAAACCGCGAAAAAAGUGGAGUGAAAAGUCCAUCAAUAAUCGCAGACGCAUGGCUAUGAUCCAAGGUUUCGUGGGUGGAUCUUCCACUAAAGUAAAAAGUAUGGCGAUAUAUUGAAUUUGAAAAAGACCAUCAAUCCGGUCAAGGCCCAAGAAUUGCUAAAAGGGACGAGCAGCUAAACACUAUAUUUGUUUUCGCUUCAAAACAAAGGAUUAGGGGAAAUAUAUUGCAGAAAAUCGUAAAACACCAGCAAAGUUUGUUUUACAUAUUAAUAUAUUGAAUUUUUACUUUACUGAAAAACAAUAUAUAGCGUAGUCACUAUUCAGUGUAUUUUCAUUAAUACCCUAUUUUUAUUAGUAUAUUAUUAAAAACCUUAAAUAGUUCGUACUGUAUAUAGUAAUUAUUUUUAUGAAUGAGAGAUUGAGAGAAUCAUAACUUGAACUGAGUGUUAGUUCAAACUUAAAGUUUACCAAUAAAACGCAGUUCAGUUUGAUGAACAUUUCAAAACGUUUUACAAAACAUCUAAGCCUGAAUUAAUUUAAUUAAUUAAAAUUUAAAUUUCAGCUUAUACGCGUAAUAACAUAUUAUACAUUUUGGAAAUUGAUGAUUUUGUAAUUAGAAGUAAUAGUCUUUUAAUUGUUAAUACAAUUUUGCACAGAAAAUAUAAAAAUGAUCGUGUUACCAUGACGACUACUGCUGCUGUUGACACUUCGUGCUUGAAAAAUAUAGUGGUUUGGUUAGCAAGGCAACAGGUUCUGCAUGCAUGUAUUUCUAGUGUAGGACCGGAAUUACAGCAAUCCAGCCAUAUUUUCGCCUCAUGUCUGAGAUUGCCACGACUGAGUGGUGAAAGGAAAUUAGGGUGGAACAUACUCAGCUAAUCCCCCAAUACUUUCUUCAACCCUUCAAGCGGCAAUGCGCUCUGAUGCGCCCUAGUUUAGUAUUCUACUCCUUUUAACGCCAGGGGCCGGUUGUACGAAGGCCGAAUAGUGCUAUCCACCGGAUAGUGAUAUUUUCGUAGUAAGUUAAUUUUUUUAUAAGUUAAAUGUUUUUUAUACUUCUUGUCUCGUCUAUAUCCGCAGUUUCACAGUUUUACAAGCAUUUUACAAAGGUUGAAAAAAUCACUAUCCGGUGGAUAGCGCUAUCCGACCUUCGUACAACCGGCCCCAGGUCGUCAAAGGCAGAAUACUGCCACUCAAUGGGUUACUCAGACUAUGUGCUUAUGCACCCUGUUAACCCUUUAUGUGGUAAUGCGCCCUGAUGCACCCUACUUUAUUAUUUGACCCUGUCGAACGCCAGACGGUUUUGUUCGUCAUGGGGAGAUUGCUGCCACUUAAUGGAUAAGUUUCUUUGAAAGACUCAAAGCCACAGUAUGUAGGUUGAAAUUAGUAGCAGCAAAAGAGUUGGCAGCCUAAAUGUACAUCCCUAACGUGCGGCAAGGUGUCCACCACUGGUUGAAAGCUAACUGAGUUGGCCACCACAGAUAACAAUAACAUCUUUGUUCAAGUUUGAAGAAAGAAAGCGCAUUUUCCUAUUAGAAGUGUACAUAAAAAAUGAAUAAAGAGGGAUGGACAUGCUGUGGGGAACGGCAGGUUUGAUCCCGUUCAAUACGAUCCCACAAGAUCACAAAUUCACUCGCAGUUUAGUAAUAAACAUACAAUUUUAUUUUACAAGGAUCAAGCUCUCGCUUUCUUGGCUCACAAUCUCACAAAAUAGAAAACAUGCACAAUCCCUUAUCUUUUAACACAACAAAUAAAGAUUAUAUGAGUUCAAUUAACUAUAAUGACGCAGUUUGUAUAAUGGGAUCUAGAUGAACAGUACACGAUAACACCUAGCGUAAGGCAAUUUCCGACAAUGCUAAUGAUUAUUGUUUGUUUUAAAUUUUUUCUUUGAUACUUUUAUGUCAAUUGUAAAAAACGUGCUGUCAAUUCUGUCGUAUUUCAAGUAAAUUAAAAGCUAAGCAAUCAUCUUUAGUUCAAGAGUAAAGUCUAGUUUUAAGCAGAGUAAGAUAAUAAAGCGGGGCGCAAUGGGUCGCAUUGCCACUUUGAGAGUUAAUUUUGUACUAACGGUAACAACCGCGUAAAAGAAUUAGUGAAUUAAAAUCCGCUGUAAAAACUAACAAGUUGUUACACACCCAGAGUUACACACCUAUAAUUUAAUAGAAGUACAAAUCCAAAAGAUUGCGCUCAGUACUUGGUCACUGUAAACUGAUAUAUCAUCAUCACUGUAAACAGAUAUAUUUACUGGAUACAAUUUAUAAUAAAAUAAUUUAUAGAAAUUGAAAGGAUUGUACGACAAUUUUAAUAAAGUAAUGUAAAUACAGGAAGUUUACAUUCUGCACGUGUUUUACAGUACGCGAUUUUCAUAACUACAAGUAUUUCCACUUUAUUUCAGGGUUCCAAUUGUGUUUUGGUCAAGCUGUCGACAAUCAAAUCUUAAAUUUACUUAGAAGUGAAGUAGAUGAACUUCGUGAAGCGGUCAAGACAUGGAGUUUAAACGACGAAAAGGUUUGCGAAUUCUUUCAUUUUACGUUGUAUAGUUGUCCGCUGAGAGUCUGGGAAAUAUUUUUAUUACCACCUCCAAAAAAUAAUCACGCAACUGAAGUUUAAUUAAGGAAAUGGUGCGUCACCUACAGUAUACCCAGCUUUCGUUGAUAGGGAUGCAACUACGUGAAAAAUAUCGAUGCGAAGGCCCUUCGUCGUGGAAUUAGUUGCCCUCGAAUUUCUCCUUAUAUUUCUCAGCUAGUUUCUUCCCUACCAACGAAAGCUUUAUUAUUAUUGGCACGACCUACACUGGCACAGACACUUCACUUAUACCCAGGGACGUAGCGAAAUUUUACGUUUCCCGGAAGUAGUGUUUUAAAUUCAGUGUGGUGUUUUCAUCAGUAAGUCAGUGGCGAGGCUGAGGAAAUUUAAGUAUUCAUGUUCUAAGACCCGCACAACCUGGGGUGGUUCGGGGCAAGCUGCCCCAGAAAUAUUUGAAAUUUAGAGGUCCGGAAUGGCCAUUUCCUGCAAUGUCAGGGUGAAAUUCAUGCAAAGAGAACAACAAAAUUGUUAUUAGAGGAAAAUUUUAAAAAGUUACAUUCUAAAAUGUCCAUAGGUUUGCUGUAAAUCGUUGGACUAUAUGGCAGAAUUAGCUAGAUAAGAACAUAGUCCGAUCGAUUUAUGAAACAAUUGUGGGUGUCUAGAUAAAAACAGCGAACUUGACACAAUGACAGUUUGUGGCAUAAACAACAAAAUACUGCCUUAUGCUGGACAUGGUCUUCCAUCAAAAUCCUUUCCACACUUCUCGCAAAAGUAGAUUUAGUAUACGUUUUCGUAUAAAAGUAUUAUCUUGCAGAGAGAAAGAUUCUCGAAAUUUGCUGCUUUAAACUAAAACCUACACUUGUUAAUGGAAGUUUUACCAAUAGGGAAAUACAGUUGUACGAAGGUACCUUAUCUAAAUAUAUUCAAUAUAGCAACACUUGAUGUACGUAAAAUAGUUUGAAUAUUUUUGGUUUUACAGAUGUCUAAGCUAGUUGUGAAAUUGGAUGAGAUGCACAGAAACUUGGGCAAGGAAAUAGACGAUCUACGCACAAGAACGGAAAAAGCCGAGAUACAGGGAACUACCAAUUCGUUGACACUGAAAAGACAUGCGACUCAGAUAGAUGACAUUGCUAAAAAAGUGAAGCGUACCAAUGAACUGUCCAGAUAUCACGUUAAAGAAGAGGAGAAAAUUCCCUAUGUUUUCACAGCACCUCCACGAAAUGGUUAUUUUGCUGGUCGAACAGAAGAAAUCCAGAAGCUUAAACGUAUUUUGGAGGUUGAGGAAACGUUGAGCGAAAAGAAAGUUCGCGUUACAGCAGUAUGUGGUUUGGGUGGAAUUGGGAAAACAAGCUUAGUUUCCGAGUAUGCUCAUCAGAUGAAGGAAUUUUACAAGGGUGGUGUUUUUUGGUUCUCUGCUGAAGAUGAUGCGCAUCUUAGCAAAACAGUGAACGCCGUCGCAGUAAAGAUUGGUGCAUUACUCAAUACAUUUGAAUUAACUUUGCCAAAUAUCCUGAGAAAAAUUAGCACCGUACAUGACCCAUGUUUGAUAGUCCUCGACUGCUUGGAUCAACUGGAUCUUACGUCUAAUAUGCUGGAAUUCCUUUCCUUUCCUUCAAAAGAGAAUUUCUUUGGGCAUUUUAUCGUGCUCACAAGACGAAACCCGAAACGACUUGUUAAUGACAUUUCAGUUUUUGAGGAGAAGUUUUGUCUUCAACUCGAAUGUUUGCAGUCUGAACACGCGAAGCAAUUUCUUUUUUCAAGAACUAAGGUAACACGUGAUGAAAAUGAAAAUGCUGAAAGUGUCGCAGAAUGUCUUUGUGAAAAGCUGGGGAGACUGCCACUUGCUUUGGAACAAGCAGGAGCAUAUAUUCAAAUGCUGGGUUGCAGUUUGUCUUCAUACCUUGAGCAAUAUGAGGCUCAACGCUUGCAACUGUUGAGUCUACAGGCGGCACGUCCUGUCUCACCUGGUAACGAGUCAUCUCAUCGUCUCGCCGUUCACACGACAUGGCGUAUCAAUAUAGAGUAUAUUGAGAAGAGCACGAAUGGUCAGGCUGCUGUUCGAUUUAUGAAUGCUUGUUCAUUUUUCGAUGAAAAUGAGAUCCAGAAAGAAUUGGUCAACGUUGGAGCACCCGAAGUGAAAGACGUCGCGUAUCGUAAAUGUGUGUCGUCGCCAUUAGGUUCCCGUCAGGUUCUAAAAUUGGUGACUGAUUUUUCACUUUUCACCCAUGUCGAAGCGGGCUGUGUCACCACGCAUCGUUUGGUUCAGGAACUAGUGUGGGAAAAUCUUGAUCCUAAAUCGAAAGCAGAGAGUUUCAUUGAUGCUGUGCGGAUGCUUUCUUUUGCAUUCUCUAAAUGUCCAUCACCCAGUAAUCACGUUAGUUUAGAUGAAAGGAAUGGCGAAGAACAAGACAUAUCUUUCUCUGGUUUACCAAAUAGUCCUUCUCACUUUUAUAUGUGGUCUAAGUUUUGUAUACAUGGCCAUCGUCUUCGUAGAAAUGUCGAAGAUUUGUUGCCAAGUCUUGACUCUGCUUGUCUAGACUCGGUGUGGUUUCCUGAAACAGCUAAAAUUCUUUACGAAUGUGCUGUUCAUUUGAGUGCAAAUCACCAGCAGGAAGAAGCAAAGCGCACUUUGAACUUUGCUUAUCGUAUAUUAGACUGGCUGCCUUUAGCAGGGUAUGAAACGGUUGAGAAGAAUGUUUAUGAUGAUUUCCUCUUUCCACUUCCAAUCCCUUUACCGGAACUAUUUCAGAGGAUGAUUCAACAAUUUUGCGUACCAACGUUUAUUUUACCUGAACCUCUUACUGAAAAACUUGCUCUUGAGGCUAGUGACCUUGCUCCUGAACCUAGUGACGUUGCCCUUGAUGCUAGUGACCUUGCUGCUGAUAGUAGUGACCUUGCUCCUGAUGUUAGUGACCUUGCUUCUGAUGCUAGUGACCUUGGUUUAAAUAAGAAGAUUGACAAAUUUGAAUUGGAUGGAAACAAGGCUUUUAAAGAAGGUUUCUUCAAAAAAGCAUUAGAUGCGUAUUCUUCUACAAUAAAUAUGGCUCAAGACUGCAAUAAACCUUUCGACCCCUUGUUGGUUACUCACCGUUACAUAAAAUUGGAGCAAUGCGAAAAUGCUUUAAAAGAUGCGAAUGAUUACAUAACGCGCCGUCCAUAUUGCUGGAGGGGUUAUGCUUUGAAAGCUGUGGUACUUGAUGGCUUGAAUAAGGCGAUCAGUGCCGACCUGAAUGAUAAAGCCAGUGCUGAAAUAGCAGCCGCUUUGGCUUUUUAUCACAAUAGGGGUAUUUUUACUGAUUUCCCUAUUUUCGUGGAAUCUUUUCCGGACUUGCAAAGCCGCAUUUUUAUAUGCGAUAGUGUGGAUGAACUGUUAGAUACGAUGUCUUCGCAGGAACUAGAAACGGGUUUGUUGAAUAUUUUGGUUUUGGGAUCAGAAGAAUAUAUCCUAGAUUAUUCUGAAACCGUUGGCAAACCUUGGAACAACUGUAUUCUAGUUGGUACAAGAAAAAAUUGUUCAGUUUCUUUGAAGUCAAACUGUGACAUUUCCGUGUUGAAAUGCAUGCUUACAAAUUUGUCAUUCAGUUUUAAUGAAAAUCGUUUGCAUUGUUUACCUGAUUCGUUCGUCAAGAUCCUUAACUGUAACUUUUCUGGACUUAUUAAAACUAGGGGGGUGUUCGAUGCAGAACAAUGCAGUUUUGCAAGUAGUCCACUGGUAUGUAGUAAAGAAAGUCGUGCAAUUGUUCAAGAUUGUUCGUUUUAUAACGCGGGAGUUGGGAUACGUGUGGAGAAAGGAGGGACGUUGGAAAUUCAAAACAGUCGCAUAUAUAAUAAUGCCCGUGAGGGGUUGGUUGUUUUUCAAUCAGAGUGCGUUGCAGUUAAUUGUGAUAUUCACGACAAUGGUCAGGAGGGGAUUAAUGUCUACGGGUCAGAAAAUGUGACACUGAAAGGCAAUAAUGUUUAUCACAAUAAUGGGGAUGGAAUACGUGUAGAAAAGUCUUUUGUGAAUGUCAAAGAGAACAAGUUGUCUGAUAACGGCAGCCGGGGAAUUUUGAGCGAGUACAAUCCAUCAUGCUCUAUAUUGAUGAAUAAAAUUUUUCGCAACAAAAGAGGGGGAGUUUCUCUACUAUGUAAUCCUGAAGGAUUUCCUUCACUUGUCGUCAAUCUGAAUAAAAUUUAUCGUAAUGGUGGUCCAGGGCUUCUGGUGAAUGAUGAAAUUAUUACCGUUGCAGAAUCGUGGUAUUUGAAGUCUCCCAAUUUUCAAUCUGCCGAAAUCGAGAAUAACGAAAUGCACCAUAACAAAGGAAAUAAAAAUGAUUGUGAGUUGAAUUUGUCCGUCCCAUAUUGCUCGUAUUGUCGUGUGAAGUGCAAACUGACAAUGUGCGAAAAGUGCUUUACCACUGCGUAUUGCAGCGAAUCUUGCCAAAAACAACAUUAUUCGAAGCAUAAGGAAGUUUGCAAAGUUUUACGUGAGAAGUCAAGCUAUUUGAUCACUUCCAUGCAAGAGGCUGACAAGAGGGACAUGGACGUUGACGAUCCAGAAAAAUAUUUUAGUCCAGAAGCAGAUGACAGUUCAGAAGAAGAUGACGAUUCGGAAGAAUAUUUAGGUCCAGAAGAAGUUCGUCCAAAGCUCGCUUCCUCACCGGGAGAUGAUCUGAGGUUUGUUGUAAAAGUGCACAAUGCAGGUCAACUUCCGACCCAGGAGACGUGCCCUAUCGUUCUGUACGACCGUAACCGUGAAUAUAGCGCGCAAUGUUAUUCCAGAGUUAUUCCACAACUUCUAAACGAGUUUGGUGUGCUAUGUAGAUCGCGCGAUUAUGAGAAAAAGCUUUUCUUUCACUGCCUUUGUGAAGACAACGGCCAGCUUCGACUAUUCACGAAUGAGUUUGCUGAAUUUCAAAACUGGUGA
This is a messenger RNA of Paramuricea clavata, 9837 nucleotides long. The record is from the annotation of a GenBank genome assembly. NCBI's taxonomy places the organism in Eukaryota, Metazoa, Cnidaria, Anthozoa, Malacalcyonacea, Plexauridae.